CUGGACAUGAUAAGUUGCCAGCCCCGCAGUUGAUAGAUGGAUGGAUGGAUGGAUGGACGGAUGGGUGGGUAUUUACCUACUUAUCUAGAGGGGAGGGGGGUUUGAAACACUGCUCAGCUGCAGGACCCCGAUGAAUGCAGCACUUGCCAUCAUCGCCACCACCCACCUUUUGGGGGGAGGGCACUCUGCUUUUUGGGUGUGUGGCAGUGGAGCGACGGUUGAUCAUGAGUCCAGCCUGCCUGUCUGCCUCUGGCUGGUUUUCUUUUGUUUUUGUUUUUGUUUUUGUUUUGUUUUUGUUUUUUGUUUUGACCUGAUUGAUUGAUUUGAUUUGAUAUAUUGGAGGAGAUAGAUUGAUUGCGCACCCAC
This is a messenger RNA of Tricharina praecox, 366 nucleotides long. RefSeq lists its product as uncharacterized. The annotation marks the transcript as partial. The record is from RefSeq and is a predicted model, not a curated record. NCBI's taxonomy places the organism in Eukaryota, Fungi, Ascomycota, Pezizomycetes, Pezizales, Pyronemataceae. The transcript has a single exon.